UCACGCGGGAAGUGGGUUUUUUUGAACUUUCAAGUAAACACCAUUCUCUUUUUCUCGUGGGUAUACGCAUAAAAAUUUAGUUUAAAAAAUGACGACCCCUGGCAACCCCCCUGGCCACGCCCCCAAUGCAGCGGCGGCUGCUCAAGAAAAAGAGGACCAGCAGCAGCAGCAGCAGGAGAUGAAAAACCAGAUUUUAUCACAAGUUUUGGACCAACCCGCGAGGGCGAGAUUAAACACCCUCAUGCUCGCGAAACCCUCGAAAGCGGCCGCGGUGGAAAACCUCUUGAUUCAAAUGGCGCGGAUGGGUCAGCUGCGGGGGAAAAUCGGCGAAGACGAGUUGAUCGGACUUCUCGAGAAGGUCAGCGGCGGGUCGGGGGAGAAAAUGAGGGUUAACUUCGAUCGGCGGCGGACCAGGGUGGACUCGGACUCGGAUGAGUUUGACGAUCUUUGAGGGUUUUUUUUUGGAGUGUUAAUUAAUUAUUUGGGGGGAGGAGGAGGUUCAAUAAAUCGAUGAGACUGUAA
Messenger RNA from Folsomia candida, 522 nucleotides. It is a transcript of the gene PDCD-5, whose product is annotated as programmed cell death protein 5. Gene Ontology annotation, cellular component: cytosol; nucleus. The record is from RefSeq and is a predicted model, not a curated record. Gene Ontology annotation, molecular function: DNA binding. The transcript is spliced from 3 exons. The coding region runs from base 89 to 451 and encodes 120 amino acids. Lineage: Eukaryota; Metazoa; Arthropoda; Collembola; Entomobryomorpha; Isotomidae.